This is a messenger RNA of Rotaria sp. Silwood1, 948 nucleotides long. The record is from the annotation of a GenBank genome assembly. Lineage: Eukaryota; Metazoa; Rotifera; Eurotatoria; Philodinida; Philodinidae.
AUGACUGAUCAUGUUUUAUCAUUAUCAUCAUCAAUACCAACAUUACUUGAAACAAAAUCCGAUCAUUGCAGACUGCGGAUUCGUUUCAAUCAAUUAUCACGAGAACGUCGAUUAUUAACUUGUCUCCUAAUUCUAUUUGCUAUUAUUAUGUUUGGUCUACUUAUUGGUAUUUUUAUACUAUCAUGGACAUUUCAAGGACGAACUCCGAUUAUCUAUCGAGAAAUAAAUUCAACUAAUAUUGGUACCAGCGAUGGAGUCGCUCGGUAUGGUGAAUCAUGCGAUUAUAAUAGUGAUUGUGAACAUCCAUUUACAUGUCAUAAAAAAGGAGCAUCAACGCCAGGUAUGUGUCGAUGUCCUUUAAAAUACGAUUUCAUAAAAGAUCAAUGUGUUGGUGAUCUGAAUGCGUUAUGUACAAAAGAUACCGAUUGUCAACAAUAUAUGCUCUGUUCAGGUAUGAAUGAUGGAACACGUCGAUGUCAAUGCCAGCAACAGUUUGAAUACGAUCAAGAUAGACGACGAUGUCGUGGUGAUUAUCAAGCUCCAUGUGAAAGUAAUAUUGAUUGUCGAGCAAAUCUUGUGUGUAAUAAAACAACAACACCAUCCGUUUGUUCAUGCGAAUCACAUUAUCAAUAUCAUCCCUCAGUACGUAAAUGUCGUGGUGAUCCAGGUGCUGUAUGUGAUCGAGCUACAGCUGAAUGCGUUGACAAUGCUGAAUGUCGCGAUGGAGCAUGUGAAUGUUCACAUCAGUUUGUACCUGAUGAAAAUAAAAUAUGUGUUGAUCCAUGUCCAGCACAAGUACCAAAUCCUGCACGAAUUCGUUAUCCGGGUAAUUGUCGACGAUUUAUUGAUUGUCAACAAAAAUCGAAAACUGAAUGUCCAGAAAUGACACUAUUCAAUUUACGCACUCAACUUUGUGACUAUCCUAAAAAUGUGUUUGAUUGUCGAUAA